Messenger RNA from Malassezia sympodialis ATCC 42132, 2085 nucleotides. RefSeq lists its product as uncharacterized. Gene Ontology annotation, molecular function: protein tyrosine/serine/threonine phosphatase activity. Bases 1 to 2085 code for a protein of 694 amino acids. The transcript is spliced from 2 exons. Gene Ontology annotation, biological process: nuclear DNA replication; protein dephosphorylation. The record is from RefSeq and is a predicted model, not a curated record. Lineage: Eukaryota; Fungi; Basidiomycota; Malasseziomycetes; Malasseziales; Malasseziaceae.
AUGGCUAUUGGUGUUUUGGCGCCGCUGCACCUGAAGCGCCAGAACUCUAGGAUUUCGACGCUCAAGGGGACCUCGUGCCAUGCGCCACCGAGUCCCCGGACGCCUGAGCCCGACAACCUAAAUGAUUAUGUCGAACUUCCAACGGACACUUCGAUGCCAAACCGCGUGCGCAUGCUCCGUGCGGACCAAUUUGCCGAAAUGUACGAUACCUAUGCGGGUUUAGAUAUGCCGCACCACAUCCUCUUCCCCUAUCUUCACUGUGGCAACAACGGGAACCCCCGGCAAAAUCUCUUCUUCAGCGGGUCACCUGCAGGACCGCCACUGCCGCGCUACCGCGGUCUCACCGUCGUGCGCGUUGACAAGGAGGGUGAGCAGACCUCGUCUGAUUCGGUGCUCCUCUCAAGUGUGCGGUCGUCUGAUCUUAUCUACAAGAGCCUGGACGGAUACCGCUUCCACGUGCCUGAGCCGAUUUCGAAUGUCAACAUGCGCCUCUUUGGCCUGCAGUGCCUGCACUACGCCAUGGUCUCGGACAUUGUUGUAUACUCACCCCAUGGCCUCACGCCCGAGGCGUGCGCCACCGCACUGGCCCUCCAGGAGGCUCACGCAGAUCUUUUCCAAGACCGCGUGGUUCGGCACCGGAAUCCUUUGCUCUACAAUGUCUUCAUUAUCUCUGACACAUUUAGCGAGCUGGAGCGCGUGUGCCCCCACCUUAUUGCGAUCCGAAGUGAUGGCACGCCACAUCGACACAUUUCACUGCCCCAACGCGAAUUGGCAGAGAUUGAGCAUUUUAGUCGCGCAUCCCCGAUUGCGCCGAACGUGUGGCUCGGCACAUCGCGCGACUUUGUGCCUGAUGGCACGGACAACCCCGAGAACAAGCCGACCUUUGGCUUGGGCAUUGAGGUGGUCGAUGCGGGUGGCCUGCCGCCCUCGUCGUUCCUCGAGCUGGUGGACACGACGUUCGCCGCGUACGAUGCCCAGGCGCGGCUGGGUGAAGAGACCCAGAUCCAGACGGCGCAUCUUGAGUGCCCCAUCACGCCCCCCCCCGGUUCAGAUCUGGGCGCCCUCUGCGAGGGCCUCUUAAACCUGUGUGUGUGGGUCCACCGGCACGCGCAGCCCGUCGAUCCUGACCGCGAUGCGCGCCGUGUGAUUUUCUACUGUCACGACGGGUACUCGGAGAGCUCGGUGCUUGCACUCAGCUACCUCAUGUACACCAUGGGCCUCACUCUUGACCAGGCAUACAUGCAUGUGCAGCUGGACCUACACCGGUCGUUCUUCGUGAGCCCGAGCGACUGGCAGCUGCUGCAGCAGCUGGCGCAGCGCAUACCGGUGCUGCGCGAGGCCCACCCUCCCGCGCAGGUGACCGUGGCGCCGAUCGACGAGACUCGGCCGCAGUUUAUGGACGACUUUUACUUUGACGGGAGCAUGCCGUCGCGGAUCCUCCCGUUCCUAUACCUGGGCAGCUUGCAGCAUGCGAUGAAUUCACGCUUGCACCAGCGGCUGGGUAUCACACAUGUCGUCUCGGUGGGCGAGAACUGUCUCACCGAUACAGGUCCCCACACCCUGGCGGCGGCGCGGAACGCCGGCAUCGUGGAUGUGCUCGAACUCCAGAAUCUUUCCGAUGAUGGCAUCGAUACACUGCGGCCUGUCUUGGACGACGUGCUGCGGUACAUCGAGCAAGCGCGCCUCGCAGGAGGCCGCGUGCUCGUGCACUGCCGCGUCGGCGUGAGUCGCAGCGCCUCGACAGUCAUCGCGUUCGUGAUGGCCCAUAUGGACUGGAGUCUUAUGGAGGCCUAUCUCUAUGUGCGGAGCCGGCGGCUGAAUGUGCUGAUCCAGCCGCACAUCCUCUUUCUCUGGGAAUUAUGUCAGUGGGAAGUGUAUUUGACGAAUCUCAAGCGGCAAGACCCCGACACUCGCGCGCUGCCGCUGGCUAUCGGCGCCGGCCGCGAUCUAUACCCGACGCUUCCAACGAAGCGCCACGCACUCGGCGAGCUGCCGCUGACCUGGUCGGGUCUGGCCCGCGAGAUUGCCCUGCUCAACGCGCGCUACCUUAGCGCCGAGGCCCAAGGAAAAGUAGCUACGAUGUAA